AUGCAGCAUUCGAUAUGUUUGGCCAUUUUGCAGUUUCCACCAAUACACCUCACAGAUUCCGUGGAGGCCGCAAUCUCGUCUGACCUGGCACUUCCUGCAUUGCGAGUUGGGGCAGAACUGCUGAAAAUCAUCCGAUCUAAUCUUGUCACAGUUGUCACCGGUUCAACGGGGUGCGGAAAGACGACAAUCGUACCGCUACUUCUCUUGCUGCAGCAUAAGAAUGCGCGGGUCCUGAUAGCGUUACCUCGGCGCAUUGCGACGCAGAUGGCUGCUGAGCGUCUCAGGCAGCUCCUCGGAGACGAGAGACUCGGUCAAACCGUUGGCUACCACGUGGGCCACGAAGAAGCGUGCAAGUCGGAUGAAACUCGUUUACUGUUUGUGACGGCCGGCAUGCUCCGUAAGUAUGUCACUGGCGCUCUCCGUCAGCUGCACAUGAUUGGGCAGGCAUCCUUUGGCGGGGGUCCAACAACUGAGGAGGUGGUUCCAGGUAAAAGGCUGGGGUCAAUCUUCCCAUACGAUUUUGUUCUAGUGGACGAAGUGCACGAACGUACAAUAGACUGCGAUAUGGCCUUGCUGUUGCUAAAGUGCCUUGUUGCGAAGAUGACAGCUGCCGCUAUUCGUGCUGGAAUGCAGCUGCCUGUUUUUCGUAUAGUCGUUAUGUCAGCAACUAUCAGCGCCAACGAUUUCUCUACUUUCCUGGCGGGGGAUAGUUUGAACAUUUUCGAGGCCGAACAUGCAGAAUGGAUGGAAAAGACAUCCCUGUUGCGAGUGAAGGGGGCGCUGCAGGCUGAAAGUCUAAAUGGAACGCAUUCAGCAUCCUCCACGGUCGCGGCGGACCUAACACCCGCGGAGGUGCAAGAAUACGAAAUGAGGGAACGGGAGCGUCUUAUUAGUUGGGCUAGGAAUUUGGUGGUGCCCCUGAAUGAGCUGGCGCGUUUGUGGAAAAGCCGCCGAUCCAAAGAUUCCGCGGCUAUAUUCCAAGAGCGACACCGGCCGAUGCCAUCAAGUGCCCCGUGCAAGAGACAGCAUUGGAGGCAGAUAUCGGGAACAGCAAGUGCGAGAGGGAACUGUGUUGAAGUGGCGAGACGAACCAACUUCGAGGUAGAGGAGCUUUUUUGGGACGACAUCGUGGAUUUAGCACGCUCUAGCAUGACUGCCACAGUUACAGACCUUCUGGAUAUUGCAAGCCCUACACUACUACGCUAUAUGGGCAUAGAUCCGGAAGGCGGUGGAAUUUGCUCUAUGGUGGCACAACAAAGCUCUGCGGAUGAACGAAAGGCACGAACAAAUCUCAGCAGGGGAGGGGCACUCCCUUACGACUCUUGUCACGGGGAUGCUGGCAACGAGUUGAACCAAGAAGAUGUGCAUGCCGGGGGAGGCGUUUUUUGCCUUGACAAGCCCAGACUAAAUUGGUGGUGUCUCGAGAGUGCAGCACGUCUCCUGCUGCUGAUACACGUUCAGUGCCUACUCCGAAAUGUUCCCCAGCCGGGCGUGCUCGUGUUCCUUCCUGGGAAGCCUGAGAUUUCACGCAUGGAACAAGCGCUGGACCAAGCGAAAGCAGAGGCUGCUGUGGCUCUAUGCAGUGUUCGGGAUAAUCUGCAAGAGCGAAUUAGACCUGACAGUACGCAAGAAAGUGCAGGGCCAGUGCAGCUGAGGGUAAAUCUGCAGAUUUUGCGAAUUCAUCGCGACGCUGAGACAGGAGACUUGAAACGCGCUAAGCAGCAUGCUCCAAGUUCGACGUGCAUGAAGAUUAUCCUCGCAACUAACAUUGCGGAGAGCAGCAUUACUUUCGUGGACGUGUGCAUCGUCUUGGACUUUGCGCUUGUCAAGGAGAAGCAUGUGCACGCCGUCACCAAAGCCCACCGUCUACAGCUACGGUGGGCGAGCCGCGCUGCCUUGGACCAACGAAGGGGAAGAACGGGGCGGGUGAGAGACGGGACAUAUUUGUGUCUGAUACCACGGGAACUGUACAAUUCCCUUGAGCCAUUCCCCUUACCUGAGCUUCAACGGCUUCCUUUGGAGGACGUGCUUGUGGACAUCAUGGCAGCUCUUCCCGGUGAGAGCACUGACGCGUCUCUCUUUUUCCUUUCGCAAGCUCAAGACCCACCGGAUGUUGGUAGAGUGUACGAGGCUCUAUGCAGCAUGGAAGCGUCAGCGAGGGGAGUCGACAAGAACAAACUGCCUGAUGCAGAACUGCUGCGCUGGGUGGUGGCCCGCUCAGCGAGACUUGCUUUUGCUUGCCGCUUGAGAGACCGUCUAUUUCCUGAGGCAGCUCACAGAAUGCACCUACAAUCGCGUUCAAAGAGCGAGCUAGGGGAGUGGCCCACCGUGAAGACCGACAAAUCUGAGCAGGCCCCUUGGUUGCAAGAGCCACAGUGCACUGGUUCCGAAGACACAAACAGUUUCAUAUGGGGCGAAUUCAUUCCUUGUGACAUAUGUGUCGAUGUUGUGGCAAUGCUGCACCUGCACAAAAUACAUGGUAACCGCCUUUACCAGCUUCAGAAUCAUUUGACAUUAAGUGCAGACAAAUUGCAGCGGGGAGACGCAGUGCAGCCGAGUGACAGUAGAUUUCCGUAUUCAGUGCAAGCCAUGAGGCAGCUUCGGAGAUUUCUCGCAAUGAGCGGCGUAUCUGUUCAGGGAGUUGCUGAUGUGGCUUCGCAACACCAAUCCAUCUCCCGUAAACUAGCUCGUGUUGGGAUUUUGAGGUGUACUGAGUCCUGCAGAGCGAUGCCGCCCAUGAGCACGGUCUCGCAUUGCAACGAAUACAAGUUGAAGGAGCCUUUGGGCUGUGGCAUUGAAAGUCUUGUUUGGCGUCUGCAGUUAGUCCUUGCCUGUGCAUGCAUGCCCUUCGGCUUUAGCAGAGUCCGGGACAGCCCUAUGCAGGCACCAUUUAACUUGGGUCAACAGCCCAAAUCUCACUUUGCAUUCAAUGUUCUGUGUCAUGAGGCUUUCCAGGAGAGGCCGGAUUUGAGGUGUCACGACGCACUGGUCGAAGCUGCGAAACAGAGCUGUUCGGAAGCUACUAAGAGCUGUUGGCGUUUCCCGUCGAGGGCAUGGGACUCUCCGCUCACGUUCUUGUGUAUGGAAGCACCAGAGCGUUCUUCAAGGAAGCAGUUGCAGCGCAGAUAUUCUCAGGGGGCUGGGAAGUUCUGCAUCAGCGAUUCUGCAUCAGGCUGCGUGUGUUCUGUAUCGUUUGCGGAGGGUUAUUCUGAAGUUCCUUCAAUCCGUCAGGGUCACUUGGAAGGUGAGGCCAAUUCUCGUUUAAGCUGUGACACAGAAUUAAACAAGCAACGUUGGUCCCAACAAUUUUUUAAUGGAGAGAUGGGGCUACUCCUGCGCAGCAGUUGUAGCACGGCGUUCUGUCUGAGGCUGGCCGUCGCACUGCUGAGGGAAACCGACCCCUUGGCUUUUUUCUCCGAUUUGGCCUGUACUGGACAGCUUUCGAGGGAUGCGGGACGUGGUACAAGAGUUCUCCUUUACAACUCCUUCAGGACGUGGGUGGACCGGCAGAGGCGGUCCCAUGCAAAACUGUCUGAAGAGUUCGAAUGCAUGUGCUCACGACUCAAAAGUUUUGGCGUUCUCGAGGAUUCUCAUGUUGACGGUUGGUGUGCUGGGCAGUCUCGGAGCUUGGGGCUAUCGAGGCCUACUGCAUGCGCGCCAAGAAGUGUACCUCUGCGUGACUUUCUGCCAGUGGGGAUGAGCAAACGCAUGAGCUCAUCACCUGAGUGGCUGGAUUCUGUGAGGGUUCUUGAAGGGUUUAUAUGCCGACUUCUUCUCUUCGCUGCUCAUUCUCGAACGACGCGACGGUUGGUUCAGUUGAUGUACACCACGUUGUUGGAAAGACCUCAGGGGCUGCGGCAGCUGCUAAGUGAACAGCAGGGAAACUGGCCAAUUGCUCGCUCGGAGAUGGAUAUGAUGGAUAGGGCUAGGGAGGAGCUCACUUCAAUAUUUAUGCAUCCAUCAAUCAGCGGACGGCUUGCUAGCUUCGUGGGGCCGUUGCAAUUCUUUUCUCUCAGUGUGAAGGGCUGUGUACCUCUCUCUGAUCUGUUACUCUGUGAAGGGUGGGAUUUUGACUUUAAGGGGAUUCGCCCUGGGGUCCCCUUUGGGCCUCUAAUUAGAGUACAGGAGCUGCUGGGCCCUCUGCUUAGUAGCGGCUGCCGCGCGCUGCUCCCCACAGACGUGCAAGGAGUUGCAGAAGCUGUUAACGAGUUCUAUAGCAGCAAGCAGGUGCAGGCUCGACAGCAGCAGGCUCGUGGUAACUCCAAGAGGGCAAAGGGUGGUGGCCUUCUUCGCCAUUUGGAAGAGCAGAAGCAAGGCCACACGCCCACGGUAUCUGUGUGGACGUCCCUUGUGGAAGAGGCAGUUGACAGUCUAACAGCUGCAGCAAAUGCUGCGCUGGCACGCCAACGGUCCACGAAAUCUGGAGAUGGGACUGCAGACCCAAUUCAAGGCGUAUGCAGGCUGCUAAGCGCAGCAACGGAGGCGACUCAGAUUGUGAGUGCCUACUGGAGGUGUUGUGGUCUAGUGCACGCACAGCCCAACGCCAGAAGGGUUCAACUUCUUGCGUUCGGGGAUAGCCACCGCAGAGCAUUGUUGCAGUGGAUUCACAGAGCUACAGGCGGAAUCGACUUAAGGGCAGCUGGAAGGAGGCAAGGAGAGUUGAGGGGGCCCGAACUUGAGUGUAUUAACCAGCCUUUGUGGGCAUCGAUGAUGCCUUUCGCCGACGAACAGUGCCCUCCAACGAGUGCUGGCACUGGGCCAUUGCCUGAAUUGCAGGUGCCGGAUGCAGUACCGCGGGUUGUGUCGGUAGAGGAGGAACAAAUUGAGGAACGGCUGCUGGAGGCAGCUGAGAAAGCCGAACAUGCUGCAGGGGGAGGCUUCGUGAGCGCAGGCUGUCUAGGAGAGAUAGUAGCACUGGCGAUUGUAGCGGCAAAUAGGCUACUGGACUUCCAGAAGGAGGGAUGGGAUGAAGCACAGCACCAUCGAGAGAGCAGAUCAAAGCCACGGCCACCGGCGGAAGCUCCAGCGAGCCCAGCCACUACUGAAGAUCCACCUCUUGGGAGGGUUUCUACAGGGGGGGCUGGAACUGACUCGAAGGACACCUUGCAAGACUCAUCAAGCAUAAGGAAAGCUUCCUGGUUUAAUAGGAAGGGCAAUUCCUCCCAAUUGUAUUCAGUAAAGGCGGAGCCUAAUUCGCUUUUCGGGCCGUGGCACCAACGCGAUUCAUUCCAUCAGCAGGAGGAAAGCAGAGCACACUCGCAUACUCUUGAGUCAUCUUUUGCUGGUAGGAGGGAGGUAGCACAAAGAGAUGCUGGUAAUACGGGUAACCUCCAUGAUUUACACGAAGCGCCUUUCUCGAGCGUAUCGCACAGCUUCCUGAGGGCAUUUUUAGUCCUAGAUGAAGAAGGGAGAAGCCGCAGGAGGCAACGCGGCCGCCCGAGUACAGCCCGUGUUUGCCGCAUCUCAGAGCAGUCGAUUCUUCACAGCAACGGACCAUUUUACCCAUCAAGCUACUCGCGGGAGUUCUUGCUGCUCGGUCUGAGCGAAUGGGAUACCUCAGCUGGCCUUGCCAGCGGGGGUUCGGACUUAGGCGCGGCCUCAUUGCUGCCACCGUUGCCUCAUCUAGAAGAGUUACUUCUCUUCAUGUUGGCACCGGUUGUGUAUAUCUUACUGCUGAAUGAUGCCCGAUCCAUUUUGAGUGACGUGUUUAACCACCCCGAUGUUCCAAUCACUGACAAUUGCCGCACUGGUACCACGAAAUGGAGCGUAGCAAGUUUUGAAGACAAUGAUGACGGCGCCGGGGACAGCAAUGAUAACAGGAUGCCCUCUGACAAAGCGAAGGGGGCAGCUGGCGGAUUGGAUUCUCACGAGUCGGCUGCUGGAGCAUGCCUAGACAAUAUUUUGGGACAACUACUGCGCCCCAAGAUUCGAUUGCAGUACAAACAGCAUUUAGGGGCUACGACAGCUACUGCACGUCUCCGGUCACGAGCCAGGAAGCCACGCAAUGCAAGCGAACAGCCAAACAUGAGUCCGCAGAAUUACACUGCAUCUGCCUGGGACAGAGAUGCGCCCUGCUGGAAGAAGCUGGACCAUGCAAAGCAACAACAAGGGCAAGCUGAAAGUGCAGUAGAGGCGUCGCUAUCACCUAUUGUCGUUUACGACUUGCAAGGAGCAGCAAUGGACAUUCCUGAAAGAGCAAUGACUCCACCAUCCGGAUGCCCUACACGGACUUCUCGGUCACCAGGCUUACAGGAGGGGGCAAAAAAGCAUCACCACCAGACGCAAAAAAAUAAGUCCCAAGGAUGCGUGCAUCUGGAUUCCUUGGCUAUGAUUAUAACAGAGUCGGUGACGUCUCUGCACGCCCCUCAAGCAGAGAAAACAGCCGUGCUUCCUGAGGGGGCCAGACCUAGCAUGUGGGGUCUGCCAGUUUCCCUGUUGAUGCUUAGGCACAUCCCUCAACAUCCACCUCUCUCUGAAGUGCAGCCAGUGGAAGCCUGGAGAAGCUUGCCAGCAACUCUUUUGCCUGACUAUGCAGGGAAAUUGCUCCUUCAAUGUGCCAACAGCUGUUGCAGGGUUCCACUGGGGCACGCUGGGGAUCUGAAGCGAGUUUCCAGGCGGCAUCCGCUUGCUGACGGCCCCCCAUGGGCAAAGUUAGCCUUUAAAUACUUCCUGGAAGAACUCGCUUCAUCUACAAUAGCAUCGGCAGAGUCAGGCCUUCCAUCUAGACGAACUAGUGUGGGACGUUAUGUACCUGAGAGUGUACCUGGUAGGGGAACUUCUGUUCAGAGCAACUUCGGAAGUCCUGUAACCACGCUGGAAAAUACCCUUCUUGAGUGGCUGCAAGAAACAGAGUUGCUGAGACCUGAAGGGGUGAUGGAGAUCCGGACAGACACUGAACCAGCAAAAGAGCGUGAGCUUUGGGUGAUGAACACCGCGAAAGUUCUCCAAAGACAGACGGAAUGCAAAGCGUGCUACGUGAAUGGUGUACAAGUUGCGGCACCAGGGCGUCCGUGCAACAACUGGCCUUGUGUGAUGGGCCGCUGUUUCCGCCAGCAGCUGGUGCCUCUACUUGACGAUGAACAUGCUUCUCUUGCAAAGCUGAAGCUGGAAAGCCGGUUAUUGCUUACCCCGUCUAGUCUAGCUUUCGUCUCCACAUAUAUAAGGCCUCUUCUGCGUACGCGCCGGCGACUAGAAAGCCUUCUCAAGGUAAAACAAGAAGAGGCAUUUCAGACGGAAGCCAGUUCAGCAAAACUCACUCAACAAAACCGGAUGAAGCAGCAGCACAGCCACAUGGUGGACAAGUUUGUAGAAUGGGUUCUGUGUGGUGGACCCGUCCGACACAUCGUUGGUUUUCGCAUUUUCGAGUUUUUCGUGUUCCCUCCGGACUCACUGGUGGAGAUAGCAGGGCACACGGAUGCGCAGCGCGUGUACUUCUGGAGACAGGCUUCUUCUAACAUUGUGCCGCGAAAUCCGGUUGACUUUCCAAGGAAGCUGAGUGGCGGCCCUCUCCUUUCGUUCUUCGAUGCCCUAGAGUUGGGCCGUAACAAUGGAAAUCGAACGGCGGAACAUGACGGCGGAGUACUGCAGUCACCAGACGUAUUCUUCGCAGCUGCAAGAUAUAUUCACAGCUACGAGAAGGGGGUUCAGCAGAAGGACUUGGAAGCGUCAAUUACUUUUGUUGACCAUUUAGCCGAAGUAAUUGCACGACAUUGCAUGUGGACAGCAGAAAAGAUUCACCUUAAGGAUUCGGAGAUGUACCAGAAGUUCUUUGUAGAGUCGUGGGACAUCUUGAGGCCAGUUUCAAUGGGGACAAGUGCAGCUAUUGCCCAACAACCACGCAGUCACUCUCAAAGUUAUGGACACCAGAAUGCGAGCGAAGGAGGACAACCGAUUUCUUCAGAAAGCAAUGGGCAUCUGAGCAGAACACUGCAGACUCUGCUGACCGUUGCAUCACCGAACCUGCAAGGAGCCCUGAUCCCUUCGGACCUGUUCGACUGGCAAACGCGUCUGCUGCAAAAGCAGCGAAAUGCAAUACUCAGGCACGUGGACACUGCUCUACUGUCGCUGCCAAAAGAAUGGUUGGAAGGCAGCUGGACAAUCAGCCGAGUCGUAGAGGAACAGUCUCCAAUCUGGCGAUGGUCGCCAGAUGAAGAGGAGACGAAACAACAGCAAGAAUUGAAUCAGGCUACGCAGGCAAAGCGGAAAGCUGAGGAGAAAGACAGAAAGAUGAAGGAAUCCAAGGAACUAAGAAAACGGCUGGAAAUGGAGGCCCUGGAGUCGUCGAAACGUAUUCGGCAAUUUCGGUGA
Eimeria acervulina is the source of this 8307-nucleotide messenger RNA. RefSeq lists its product as hypothetical. The record is from RefSeq and is a predicted model, not a curated record. Gene Ontology annotation, molecular function: RNA binding. The transcript is spliced from 10 exons. NCBI's taxonomy places the organism in Eukaryota, Apicomplexa, Conoidasida, Eucoccidiorida, Eimeriidae. Gene Ontology annotation, cellular component: intracellular anatomical structure. Bases 1 to 8307 code for a protein of 2768 amino acids.